Molecule: messenger RNA, 1956 nt
Organism: Ceratotherium simum simum (southern white rhinoceros)
Lineage: Eukaryota; Metazoa; Chordata; Mammalia; Perissodactyla; Rhinocerotidae
Gene: CASP2
Product: caspase 2
Biological process (GO): regulation of apoptotic process; proteolysis
Molecular function (GO): cysteine-type endopeptidase activity
Source: RefSeq, a predicted model, not a curated record
AAGAGGGAGGCGCGCAGGCGCGCUGUGCGCUGGCUGACGAGGGAGGGAUGCGGCGGACGCGACGGCUUUUGGUUUGUUUGGGUUGUGGGCGGUGCGUGCACAGCCCGGGAAAAGCGGGAAAUGGCGGCGCCGAGCGCGGGCUCCUUGCCUGCCCUCCAGCAAAAGGGGCUGAUGGCUGCUGACAGGGGGCGCAGGAUACUGGGAGUAUGUGGCAUGCAUCCUGACCAUCAGGAAGCUCUAAAAAAGAACCGAGUGGUGCUGGCCAAACAGCUGUUGCUGAGCGAACUGUUAGAACACCUCCUGGAGAAGGACAUCAUCACCUUGGAAAUGAGGGAGCUCAUUCAGGCCAAAGUGGGCAGUUUCAGCCAGAAUGUGGAACUCCUCAACUUGCUGCCCAAGAGGGGUCCCCAGGCUUUUGAGGCCUUCUGUGCGGCCCUGAGGGAGACCAAGCAGGGUCACCUGGAGGAUCUGUUACUCACAACCCUCUCUGGUCUUCAGCACAUACUCCCACCGUUGAGCUGUGACUACGACUUGAGUUUCCCUUUCCCGGUGUAUGAGUCCUGUCCCCCUCACAAGCAGCUCCGCCUGUCUACAGAUACUGUGGAACACUCCCUAGACAAUGGAGAUGGUCCUCCCUGCCUUCAGGUGAAGCCUUGCACUCCUGAGUUUUAUCAAACACACUUCCAGCUGGCCUAUAGGUUGCGGUCUCGGCCUCGUGGCCUGGCACUGGUGCUGAGCAAUGUGCACUUCACUGGAGAGAAAGACCUGGAAUUUCGCUCUGGAGGGGAUGUGGACCACAGCACUCUAGUGGCCCUCUUCAAGCUUUUGGGCUACAACGUCCAUAUUCUACUUGACCAGACUGCAAAGGAAAUGCAAGAGAAACUCCAGAACUUUGCCCAGUUACCUGCUCACCGUGUCACUGACUCCUGCAUAGUGGCACUCCUGUCUCAUGGCGUGGAGGGUGGCAUCUAUGGUGUGGAUGGCAAACUGCUUCAGCUACAAGAGAUUUUUCGGCUCUUUGACAAUGCCAACUGCCCAAGCCUACAGAACAAGCCGAAAAUGUUCUUCAUCCAGGCCUGCCGUGGAGAUGAAACAGAUCGUGGGGUUGACCAGCAAGACGGAAAGAACCACGCGAAACUCCCCGAGUGCGAGGAGAGUGAUGCUGGUAAAGAGGAGUUGCUGAAGAUGCGACUGCCCACUCGCUCAGACAUGAUAUGUGGCUAUGCCUGCCUCAAAGGGACUGCUGCCAUGCGUAACACCAAACGAGGUUCCUGGUACAUUGAGGCCCUCACUCAAGUGUUCUCUGAGAGGGCUUGUGACAUGCACGUGGCCGACAUGCUUGUUAAGGUGAAUGCACUUAUCAAGGAACGUGAAGGCUAUGCCCCUGGCACAGAGUUCCACCGAUGCAAGGAGAUGUCUGAGUACUGUAGCACUUUGUGCCGUCAUCUCUAUCUGUUCCCAGGACACCCUCCCACGUGAUGCCACCUCCCCAUCAUCCAUGCCAGAUGGAGGCCACUGGAUCACAGGAGGCAUGAUAGAGCCUUUUCUCUUCAAGAUGCACGGUUUCUGUUCUUCCCCCUCAGGGAUUGAGAAUCUCACAGACUUGUUUCACAUGCCCGUCAUCUCUGCGUUUGAGUAUGGGACUACAUGCCAGCUUCUCCUGUGUGAAGGCUUCUCCCUGUAGAUCUGGCUCUGGCUCGACUUGUUGCCAGGAGUGUUUGGUUGCAGUAGAGGAGCCUGGCAAAUGAUGUUUUGAACACAGUGUCUUGAUGGGGAGAAGGCACGUGGAUUUCCUCGAUGUUUGUGUUCAGUUCCUGCCCCCAGGGUUUUGUAGUAGCACUUUGGUAAUUGCUUUUAUUACAUUAGUUAAGAUGUUUCCAGAGAUCAUCUCCUAUCUUUUCCUUCUUUCAUAUCCCAACCAUGUUUCUCCCAGAGUGAGAGUUUGGAAGGUGUCCU